AUGGCGAAAGGCAAGACCGCAAAAGAUUUUCUCCCUACUGUUGAUUCAGAGAGUGAUCUGGAGUACAGCGAUGCUCCUGCGAGCAAAUAUCUGAUGAAGAGUUCGCUCGACGAUGAGGCUGAUUUCGAAUCCGAUGAAGAAGAGGAAAGAGUGUUCCAGACAAAGUCUCUGAGUAAAAAGUUCGAAAAUGAAGAAGACGAAGAGCUGGCUGAAGAAGACGAAGAGUCCAAUGAGGAACUGUCACGACUGCAAAAGAAAGAUGAAACCUCGAGCAUGGUAUCAGAGCAGAAGAAGAGGUCGAAGAAGCUCAAAAGGCUCACACCUGAACAGCUCGCAAAAGAGCAGAAAAAGAUCAAGAAAACCGGCGUUUGCUAUCUUUCCAGCAUACCCCCCUAUAUGAAGCCCGUCAAGUUGAGGUCUGUUUUGUCGAGGUUUGGAAAACUAGAUAGAAUCUUCUUGAAACCCGAGGAUGAAGCUUCCUACAAGAAAAGAGUGAAGUAUGGUGGAAACAAAAAGAAGAAGUACACAGAAGGAUGGGUGGAGUUUGUCAAUAAGAAGGAUGCCAAGUUGUGUGCUGAAACCAUGAACGGUAACAUUUUGGGUGGUAAGAAAUCAUCAUACUACCACGACGACAUCAUGAACAUCAAGUACUUGUCAGGCUUUAAGUGGUUUGACUUGACUCAACAAAUUGCAAAGGAGAAUGAAAUUAGACAAGCUAAGUUAUCCAUGGAGAUAUCUCAGCAGCAAAAACUCAACAAGACUUUUGUCAACAACGUUGAACGCUCGAAACGUGAGCAGCGUAAGAGGAAAGCCGAAGGCGAACAGGCAGACAAGGAAUCAUUUCAUAGAGAGUUCGAUCAGAGGGACAUUACGAGUACAAGGCACGAUGCAAAGCCUCAGUUCAAGAAAGCUAAGAAUAGUGAUAAUUUGGACAGUGUCCUUUCCAAGGUAUUUUAA
Molecule: messenger RNA, 957 nt
Organism: Candidozyma duobushaemuli
Lineage: Eukaryota; Fungi; Ascomycota; Pichiomycetes; Serinales; Metschnikowiaceae
Product: RNA-binding ATPase activator
Exons: 1
Coding region: 1-957 (318 amino acids)
Biological process (GO): endonucleolytic cleavage in ITS1 to separate SSU-rRNA from 5.8S rRNA and LSU-rRNA from tricistronic rRNA transcript (SSU-rRNA, 5.8S rRNA, LSU-rRNA); endonucleolytic cleavage to generate mature 5'-end of SSU-rRNA from (SSU-rRNA, 5.8S rRNA, LSU-rRNA); endonucleolytic cleavage in 5'-ETS of tricistronic rRNA transcript (SSU-rRNA, 5.8S rRNA, LSU-rRNA)
Cellular component (GO): nucleolus
Molecular function (GO): RNA binding
Source: RefSeq, a predicted model, not a curated record